Molecule: messenger RNA, 2739 nt
Organism: Sphenostylis stenocarpa
Lineage: Eukaryota; Viridiplantae; Streptophyta; Magnoliopsida; Fabales; Fabaceae
Source: the annotation of a GenBank genome assembly
AUGCAAAGGAUCAGGAAGUCCUUCAAAUCUUAUGGUUCCUCCAAACAAUCCAAAAGGUUUUCCGGCACCGGAAACCCAAAUUCUGACCACGAGCAUCUUCCUAUUCUCCUCGAACAACAAGAAGCGCACCGCGACAACGAAAUGCACACUGACGACUACGUCGUCAAAAUCGAUGACGCCAAUAAUCCUUCGAAGGGAAAUAAGAUUUGGCGCAGAUCAAGUUACGAAUUUUGGGGUGGCGAAGGCUCCUCCGCUGCUGCUGCCGACGACGACAGUUUCGAUUUUCGUCAGGCGGAAGACCCGCCGUCGCAGUUGAUCGGGCGCUUCCUCCACAAACAGAAGGCCUCCGGGGAAUUACAACUCGAUAUGGAUUUGGAGAUGGAGGAACUCCAGCGCGAGACCGAAGAAGGAAGGUUAACGCCGGUGGAAGAGUCUCCGAUGAACUACCGCACCUCCAGGGAGCUGAAAGUCUCCUUCGAUGAACCCUCUUCCAGCAUGAAUCUCGGGCAGAACGACGUCUUCAGGAGAAGGCACAGCAAGGAGUCGCCAUCGUUAACGGAUUACAACCGCCCACCACAACCGCCGCAGCAUGAUCGUCGCCGCUCGCCUUCGCCGUCGCCUAGCAGCGACGGCGAGGUUCUGCGGUGCACCUCGAACGCUUCCUUCGAGAGAAACCUCUCCAUGCAGAGAAAAUCAGCGUUGUUGAAGGCGAAAACGAGGUCCAGGUUGAUGGACCCGCCAGACGAAUCGAGUCGAGUUUUAAAAUCGGGUCAGCUUGUUUCAGGGUUUCUAGGGAAGAAAGGCGACGAGGAGGAGGAUGAUCCGUUUUUGGAAGACGAUCUUCCUGAUGAACUUACGAAGACUCAUUUCAGCUUCUGGAUUCUUCUGGAGUGGGUGAGUUUGGUUUUGAUCAUUGGGUUGUUGAUAACUACCCUUUGCAUUCCUUUUCUGAGGGAUAAGGAUAUGUGGCAGCUAAGGUUGUGGAAAUGGGAGGUUAUGGUUCUGGUUUUGAUCUGUGGGAGGUUGGUGUCUGAUUGGGUUGUUAGGAUUGCUGUGUUCUGUAUUGAGAGGAACUUCCUUUUGAGGAAGAGGGUGUUGUAUUUUGUGUACGGUGUGAAGAAGGCGGUUCAGAAUUGUGUUUGGUUGGGGCUCGUGUUGAUUGCGUGGCAUUUGUUGUUUGACAAGAGGGUGCAGAAGGAGGCCCACAGUGGUUUCCUGGAGUAUGUUAAUAAGGUGUUGGUGUGUUUCCUUGUGGGGACUUUGGUGUGGUUGCUGAAGACUCUCGUGGUUAAGGUCUUGGCCUCUUCUUUCCAUGUGAGUACCUACUUUGAUAGGAUUCAGGAGUCACUGUUUAAUCAGUUUGUGAUUGAGACGCUUUCGGGGCCUCCUUUGGUGGAGAUUAAGAGGGCUGAGGAGGAGGAGGAGAGGCUUGCUGAGGAGGUACAGAAGCUGCAGAAUGCUGGGGUUACCAUACCCCCUGACCUUAGGGCAACUGCUUUUUCUACUAAUAAGAGUGGGAGGUUGAAGAGUGGAAUGCUCCCCAAGAGCCCUAUAGGUAGGAGUGGCAAGUUUUCGCACCCUCUUUCUAAGCAUUCUGACGAUGGGAAUGUCAUCACCAUCGAUAACCUGCAUAAGCUCAAUCCCAACAAUGUGUCUGCCUGGAAUAUGAAAAGGUUGAUGAACAUGGUCCGGCAUGGGGCCCUUUCUACCUUAGAUGAACAGAUACUUGACAAUGCCCAUGACGAUGAGAAGAACACGCAAAUUAGAAGUGAAAUUGAGGCAAAAGCUGCUGCUAAAAAAAUAUUUCAUAAUGUUGCUAGGCGUGGGUGCAGGUUUAUAUACCCGGAUGACUUGAUGCGGUUUAUGCAAGAAGAUGAAGCUGCAAAAACUAUGAAUCUCUUCGAAGGAGCAUCUGAUUCUGGAAAAAUAAGUAAAGCAGCCUUGAAGAACUGGGUGGUCAAUGCCUUCAGGGAGAGGAAAGCACUUGCUUUGACACUGAAUGACACCAAAACGGCAGUGAACAAACUUCAUCGAAUGCUCAAUUUUAUAGUUGCAAUCGUUAUAGUGAUUAUUUGGCUCUUGUUAUUAGAACUUGCCACCACCAAAUUUCUUGUCUUUUUGAGUUCACAGAUUGUCUUGGUUACAUUUAUAUUUGGAAACACCUGCAAGACCAUAUUUGAAGCAAUUAUUUUCCUUUUUGUCAUGCAUCCUUUUGAUGUGGGAGAUAGAUGUGAAAUUGAUGGGGUUCAGAUGAUUGUAGAAGAAAUGAACAUAUUGACAACCAUAUUUUUGAAAUUUGAUAAUCAUAAGGUCAUCAUCCCUAACAGUGUCCUUGCUACCAAAGCUAUAUUUAACUAUUACCGGAGUCCUGACAUGUCAGAUAUUAUCGAAUUCUACGUACAUAUGUGUACUCCAAUUGAUAAGAUUUCCCUUAUCAAACACAGAAUAGAAAAUUUCUGUGAUAACAAGAAGGAGCACUGGUAUCCUGCACCUACUGUAGUAGUCAGGGAUCAUUAUUCAUUAGACAUGGUGAAAAUGGCUAUCUGGCCAAAUCAUAGGAUGAACUUCCAAGACCAGGUAGAAAGGUAUGUGAGGAGAUCCCUUUUGCUUGAAGAGUUGAUGAAGAUUUUCAGGGAGCUCGACCUUAAUUACCGUUUCCUGCCUAUGGACGUUAACGUGAGAGCCGUGCCUACCUUUUCUGAAAGGCUUCCACCUAGUUGGGCAUCGAUUGCAAGUUGA